UGUGGUGGUGCAAUUACCAGCUAGCUUCAGGGGACUCUGGUAAACUCUGAUCUGGGGAGGAACUAAAAUUAUUAGAGAUCCAGACCGUUUUUUUCCCUGGAGAAACGACCCAAGGCCCCACAAUAGAGUCUUCUACUUCUUCUUCAGCUACCUGCAGAAAAAUGUGGGGGAAUCAUCAGGUCAAGCACCUCAGAGCUCCAAAUGGGAUCCUUCACAGAAAUGAGAAAAUGGCAGCUCGGCCCUUGUCUAGGCUAUGGAAAGUCUCUGAUCCAACUCUGUUCCAAAUGACCUUGGUCGCUGCUCUAUUGGCUACUGUUCUUGGAGAUUGUGGCCCUCCACCAAAUUUAAUCUUUGCUUUUCCAAUGACAACUGUGGCAAAUGAGACACACUUCUACUCUGGAGCUACCGUGAAAUACACCUGCCGUCCCGGCUACGGUAGGGUUAGUUAUAAAAGUACGACUGUUACCUGUCAGGAUGACACAUGGAACUACUCUGAAUUCUGUACCAAGAAACGAUGCAAAAACCCAGGAGAAUUACAAAAUGGGCAAGUGAUAGCUAAGCCAGAUCACUUGUUUGGAUCACACUUGGAAUUCGUUUGUUCAGAAGGAUAUAUUUUAAUUGGCCCAGCUACUAGUUAUUGUGAGAUCCAAGAUAAAGGAGUUGAUUGGAGUGAUCCUCUCCCACUAUGUAUAAUUGCUAAAUGUGAGCCGCCUCCAAACAUCGACAAUGGGAAGCACAGUGGUGGAGAUGAAGAUUUCUACACAUAUGGCUCGUCUGUCACCUACAGAUGUGACCCCAACUUCUCAAUGUUAGGCAAAGCCUCCAUUUCUUGCAUGGUGGAAAAUAAAACAAUAGGUGUCUGGAGCCCAGGUCCUCCUAUUUGUAAAAAAAUCAUCUGUUCUAGGCCAGAGGUUAGAAAUGGAAAAAUAAUCUCUGGACUUAGACCCACCUAUAAUUACCAAAACAACAUGAUAUUUGAGUGCAAUGAAGGUUAUAUUCUCAAGGGAAGCAAGUUAAUCUAUUGUGGAGAAAAUGGUGAAUGGAAUCCUCCUCCUCCCACUUGUGAGCUCAAUAGUUGUCCUGAGUUACCAAACAUCCCAAAUGCCUACUGGGAAAGACAGAACUCGUUCUUGUCAAAAAAACAGCGAAUAUAUAGUAUUGGAACGACAUUGAGCUACAGGUGCCAUUUUGGCUAUGAACCUGCUUCAGAUGGUCCUACAACUCUGACCUGUCAGAAAAAUUUGACUUGGACCCCACACAUAGAAUGUAAGGAGAUAUGUUGCCCAGUACCAAAGCUGGAGAAUGGUGAAAUCGUUAGAUCAAGAACUAGUUCUAGGAAUAACUGUACUUAUUUCCUUGGAGACACAAUUUUAUACAAGUGUUAUAAGAAAUAUCAACCUGAAUCUAGAUGCCAAGGAGAUGGCACGUGGAAUCCCAAAACACCAACAUGUGCUGAAAGUUGUGAUUAUCCUCCUUUUCUUCCCCAUGGAUAUCAUGAACGAGUAAAUGGAUUCAAUGUAUUCAAGAACGAAGAAGUGAUAUAUAAAUGUUACGAAGGAUACACUUUGGUUGGGGAGCCUAGACUCUCUUGUAGUUACUCACGCUGGUCACCUGCAGUCCCUCAAUGUAAAGCUCUGUGUCUGAAACCAGAAAUAGCCCACGCAACGCUGUCCAUGGAUAAGGAUCAGUAUAUUCAAUCCGAAAAUGUCACCAUCCAGUGUGACUCUAAGUAUAAGUUGGUUGGUUCCCAAAGUAUCACUUGCUUAGAGAGCAGAACCUGGUACCCCGAGAUGCCCAAAUGUGAAUGGGUGGUCCCUGAAGGCUGUGAACAUAUCCUCAAAGGCAGAAAGACGAUGCAGUGUCUCCCCAACCCAGAGGAUGUGAAAAUGGCCCUGGAGAUAUAUAAAUUGUCUUUGGAGAUUGAACUACUGGAACUACAGAGAGACAGGGCAAAGGAAUCGACUGCGCAGUCACCAGUCUGAUUUCCCUCAAAAGAGGGAGAAAAAUGUGCUGCCUUCUAUACAAUACAGACCACUUUGGGUUUCCAACUCUCCUGUCCCCUUUGCACCACCAUUCAAGGCAAUAAAUGUCUAGAAAGAAUCACUUGUUCACAUCUAUGCUUUGUGACUGUAAACUUACUAAUUAUCUUGUAGUUCAUGCCUUUGCUUCUGGACACAAAGUGCACAUGCUUUUCCAAGUAAAAUUUAUGGGUCAGAGA
Nyctereutes procyonoides (raccoon dog) is the source of this 2218-nucleotide messenger RNA. It is a transcript of the gene C4BPA, whose product is annotated as complement component 4 binding protein alpha. Gene Ontology annotation, biological process: negative regulation of complement activation, classical pathway. NCBI's taxonomy places the organism in Eukaryota, Metazoa, Chordata, Mammalia, Carnivora, Canidae. The coding region runs from base 162 to 1982 and encodes 606 amino acids. The record is from RefSeq and is a predicted model, not a curated record. The transcript has 12 exons.